Messenger RNA from Cucumis melo (muskmelon), 1399 nucleotides. Its product is annotated as microtubule-associated protein RP/EB family member 1C. Gene Ontology annotation, molecular function: microtubule plus-end binding. Lineage: Eukaryota; Viridiplantae; Streptophyta; Magnoliopsida; Cucurbitales; Cucurbitaceae. The record is from RefSeq and is a predicted model, not a curated record. Gene Ontology annotation, biological process: spindle assembly; thigmotropism; protein localization to microtubule plus-end. Bases 111 to 1166 code for a protein of 351 amino acids. The transcript has 5 exons. Gene Ontology annotation, cellular component: microtubule organizing center; microtubule plus-end; spindle midzone.
CCGUUGUAUGCUGCAACCUCACUCAUAUUAAACCCCAACCUCUUGAGCAAAACGAAAAUCUUACACAUCUAUUACCCCUCAGUUCUCAUAAGGAACUCAAACAAAGAAAAAUGGCUUCAAGUAUUGGAAUCAUGGAUUCGGCUUACUUCGUUGGCAGAUCUGAGAUCCUUUCAUGGAUCAAUUCCACUCUCCACCUUAAUCUCUCCAAAGUUGAAGAGUCUUGCUCUGGUGCGGUACAGUGCCAGUUGAUGGAUGCGGUUCAUCCAGGAAUGGUGUCCAUGCAUAAGGUCAAUUUCGAUGCGAAAAGCGAAUACGAGAUGAUUCAGAACUAUAAGGUUCUUCAAGAUGUGUUCAACAAGCUCAAGAUCACUAAGCAUAUUGAGGUUAGCAAACUUGUGAAAGGUAGACCACUUGAUAAUUUGGAGUUCAUGCAAUGGAUGAAGUGGUACUGUGAUUCCAUCAACGGAGGAGUUCUACACAAUUAUAACGCUUCAGAAAGGAGAGAAGCCUGCAAAGGAGGGAAAGAAGCUAGUAAGAAAUUUGCAGCUUCUCAAUCUUCAGCCAAGAACUCAGUGGCUACAUCUAGAUCUCAAACCUCUCAGAAUGCAAGAAGAAAUGAAGCCACUGCUUCUAUCAACUCAGCAAAUCAAUCGGCAAAAGCUUCAAGGCCUUCCUCUAGUAAUGGAGCAGCUGUAUAUGAUGAACAGGUAAUUCAUGGAUUACAAUAUGGAUAUGAAUUCCUUCUGUUUAGAACAUCUGAUCUGAUGAUAAGAAUUCCCAUGCAGAUCACAGAGCUGAAACUUUCAAUUGACAGUCUCGAGAAAGAAAGAGACUUUUACUUUGCCAAAUUGAGGGAUAUUGAGAUUCUAUGCCAGAGUCAUGAAAUACAGGACUCCAAUGUUGUAAGAGCGAUAAAGAAGAUUCUGUAUGCUGGGGAAGAUGAUGCAUCAGUAGUGGUAGAAGCUCAAGCGAUGGUAUCCAUGGCUGCCCAAAAGGAAGGUAAGACAACAACUGAAGGGAUUUCUGCCAAUAUGGAAACGCAGAAGAGAAAAAAUAUUCAAAAUCUUGAUGUUGACGCUGUGGGGAUAUCAACAUUGUCUCCUAGGCAGAGAAUUUCUGGUGUUUCUGAUGUUCAUUGCAGUGGUUCACCACUGAUGACUUACUGAUUAUGGAUGGAACUCUUCAACAUUCUUUGAAUUUGAAGAACCACAGGAUUUUGUAGUGUUAAAGCAAUCAUGAAUCAAUUGAUUCAUUUACACUGGUACAUUUUCAUUUUGGGAGUUGGAAGUUUCUGUUUAACAUGGUUUAAACUGUUGUAGAAUGUAUACUCAGACUCUCAGACAAACAAUGAAAGAACAUUUUUCAUUAUUAGAAUAUAUCUUGCUAAACUUUGGGACUU